Molecule: messenger RNA, 800 nt
Organism: Halichondria panicea
Lineage: Eukaryota; Metazoa; Porifera; Demospongiae; Suberitida; Halichondriidae
Product: eukaryotic translation initiation factor 5A-1-like
Exons: 3
Coding region: 145-615 (156 amino acids)
Biological process (GO): positive regulation of translational termination; positive regulation of translational elongation; translational elongation
Molecular function (GO): ribosome binding; translation elongation factor activity; RNA binding
Source: RefSeq, a predicted model, not a curated record
ACAUUACAUCACCAGUAAAGGAAUUUUCUGCGCAUGUCCAUAUUGCACAACCACGCUGCCUACUCUCACUGACCCCCACCAGAUUGGCUGACAACUGACUGAAAAGCUCACCUUAUCAAGAAAGCAAUACAUUGACGAGGUGAAAUGGCGGAUGGGGGUGAUGAUACUUUCCAAGCAACUGAUUCUGGAUCUUCAAACACCUACCCCAUGCAGUGCUCAACGCUGCGUAAGGGUGGGUUUGUUGUGAUCAAGGGUCAGCCUUGUAAGAUUGUCGAAAUGUCUACUUCCAAGACGGGAAAACAUGGCCACGCUAAAGUGCACAUGGUGGCUCUCAACAUAUUUAACCAGAAAAAGUUAGAGGAGCUGUGUCCUUCCACCCACAAUAUGGACGUUCCCCACGUGAAACGUUCCGACUACCAGCUUGUGGACAUUGACGACGGUUACCUCUCUCUCAUGGAAGACGAUGGCACACAAAGGAGUGACAUCAAAUUACCUGAUAGUGAUCUUGGAAAAGAGAUUCAGACGAAAUUUGAAGCCGAUGAGCAAUUUAUGGUCACUAUUCUUGGUGCCAUGGGGAAGGAACAGGCUAUUGCUGUUAAGGCAUUGACAAAGUGAACUGGAUUAGGGCUGUUGUUAGUCUAUACCACCCGUUUAUUAUUAGUAUGAUGCAUUUGUAUUUUGAUGUUACUUGUCUGCAAUUGACUGAAAUCAAUGUUACAUUGUAGGAUAGUUUCAUCAUGGUUUUCUUGUCGAGAGAUUUUUGAUUGAAUUAUACCGUAAGAAUCAUUAUUUUGUCGUAA